AUGUAAAAUAUAAUUACAAAGGCUGCAAAAAAACUUUAUGAUAAGAAAUAUUUUUGGCAAUUGGUAUAAUAGCUAUCUAAUUGUCUUUUAAAAACUAAAAUAUUAAAUGAAAAUAAAGAAAAUCAUUUAAAAAUAAUAAAAUUUGGGGAUUUAAUUGAAAUAGAACAAUUCACCAUUAAUAAAAAUAUUUCAAAAGGAAAGAGUCUUUCUUUGUUAAAAAGAACAAAAAUAAUCAAGUAAAUAAAUAAAUAAUCAAAUAAGAAGAAAGAAGCUUAAUUUCAUCAAGUUAAUAUUAAAAUGUCAGUACAUAAAUAAUACGAUUAAAAGCGUUUUAUAGGAGGUGACUCAAAAAAGCAUCAAAAUGGUCAUUCAAACAACCUUAGUUAAAAUUCAGAUGAAUAAAGGUGGCAUAGCGUGUAAGAAAGCCAUAAUUCUAAGAAAAAAAAUCAUCAAUUUGAGCAUUAACUCAGCUAGUCUGGAGUUUAAAAUUCAGGAACCACUUUAAGUAAAAGUCAUCAACACACAGGUAGUUUAAUUGGAGAAAUUAUACCUUAGUAGGCAACUGAUUAAGCUAAAAAGGAAAAGAGAAAUAAAGAUAGGCUCUCACAUUUAUCGAAAUUACUUCCUCAGAAAGCUCGCUGGAUAGGUUAUUUAGACGUUGGUUGUGGAAAUGCUGAAAUUUCAGUAACAAUUGCAUAAAAUUUAGGUAUAGGAAGUGUUUAUGGAGUUGAUAUGUUUGACGAAGAUGAUUUUGUACAACCGAGCAUGGAUCUAGAAGUCAAAUACCUUUAAAAUUUGAAUAAUAAGUUAAAUUUACCUAAUAACUGUGUUGAUUUGGUCACUUGUUUUAUGGCUAUUCAUCACUUCGAACAUCUUGAUUUGAUGCUUAGGGAAAUAUAAAGAGUGCUUUUAAUAGAAGGCUAUUUAUUUAUUAGAGAGCAUGAUGUCCCUUUUAAGAAUAAAAAGCUAAGGGCUUACAUAGAAGAGCAGCAUAGAAAAUAUCCAGACCAUCCGGCUGAUGGAUAUAUGAUGCUUUAUGAUAGGGAAGAACUUAAAGACAUACUUUUUGCUUAUGGUUUUGAGCAUCUUGGAGAUAGCAAUUAUACAGGCUAGAAUUUAUAAGCUGUCUAUCACUCUUUAUAUGUCUUGAAAAGAAAAGAAGUAAACUCUAAUUUCAAGUAAUUAAUAAACAAAAAUAGAAAGGAUUUAAAAAAUAAUGACAGUCUUAAUGAAGAAUAAGAAGAAGACUCUUAAGAAAAAAGUAGCUCGAAUAAUUUCAGUAGUAGAGAGAGUAUAAACUCCUAAGGAUAAUAAGAAGGAGAUGAUGUUUUAUAUUUUAAUUAGCUAUCAUUAAGUAAUGAAAAGAGAAAAUCAUCUCACGAAUUCAACAGAAAAGAAAUGCAAGAAUAGUAUGAGUAGAUAGUUCUAUAAUAGAAUUCUGACUCAGUCAGCAGCGAAUAAGAUAAAGAGUAAUCUCCUGUUGUUGUAUUAGCUCAAAAUAAGCAGUAGCAGCAAUAGAAAACUUAGUUGAACUAAACACAUUUUAUUUAAGAAGAAAAAAUUUCAACUUAAGAAAGAAAGAAUAUUCAGAAUUAAAAAAAAGUAAACUUGUAUCCUGAUUGGGAUAUAAAUUCGGAAAUUUAAAAUAGCAAAAUUGAAGAGGAAGAUGUUGAUGUAUAUGCUAAUAUUAUUUCAGUCCCUCCAUCUAAAAAGGAAUAAGGUAGCUAAUCUUUGCAAAAGCAAUAGUCAUCCCAGAAUAAAUAGUUAUAAUAAUUAAAAAAAUCCUAAAAUUCUAAUGAAAAAAUACAAAAUGUAGCUGCUACAUAAAUCUUAGAAGAGCCUUCUCACUAAAUAAAUGAAAACUAGAAGAUUAAUACAUUUGAUGAAGAUGGGUUCGUGGUAGUAGGAGCUAAAGAAAAAACAAAAAAAUAAUAACCAAAAAAUAGUAUUUAAGCAUCUUAAUAAGUCACGAAUAUUAAAGGAUUGAAUUAGCAACAAUAAAUUCAAGAAUGUUAAAAUAGCAAAAAAUUGAACUCUGAAGAAAGCGAAGAGAACCUUAAAAAAGAACAUAUUAAGAAGAUUACAGAAAAAUCGAUUAUUGAAGAGCAUCAAGAAUAGCAAAUUGAUGGAGAACAAGAAACUGCAGUCUAAGAUGAUGAAAGACACAUAUCAGAGAAAUUAACUAAGAAAAUUAUCAAAGAAAAUAAAAAACAUGAACAAGAUCAAAGAAAUUCAUAAAAUGAAGGAAAAGAGAGAUAAAAGUAAUAAGUUAAAGUAGAUACUAACAAAACUUUAUAAAAAUCAACUAAGAAAAUAGAAACAAACAUUUAAGAAAGGUUUUCUCUCAAACAAAUUUCAAUAAUAAUAGGAGUAUUAGUAUUUGCAAUCUGCUUUAAUCAGUUAUUUUAACUUAUCUGA
Molecule: messenger RNA, 2418 nt
Organism: Tetrahymena thermophila SB210
Lineage: Eukaryota; Ciliophora; Oligohymenophorea; Hymenostomatida; Tetrahymenidae
Product: UbiE/COQ5 family methyltransferase
Exons: 3
Molecular function (GO): S-adenosylmethionine-dependent methyltransferase activity
Source: RefSeq, a predicted model, not a curated record